Molecule: messenger RNA, 4224 nt
Organism: Knipowitschia caucasica
Lineage: Eukaryota; Metazoa; Chordata; Actinopteri; Gobiiformes; Gobiidae
Source: the annotation of a GenBank genome assembly
AUGCGGAGAAUACGGGAUCCGAGUUACUGGUGGAUUGUAUCCCUAAUGAUUUUAUCCUUGCCUAAAUGCAAAGACUGCCAUCCUGUUGCAGCAGGAGGCCAGGAGAGUCGUGCUACAGACCAACACUAUCAGCAUGUAUGGAGGGAGAGGAGAUCGACCAGCGACCCCUACUGGUCAUAUUCAGGGAGCCACGGGCCUCGGGGCUGGGCGGCCUUAUACCCUGAAUGUGCUGCAAAGAACCAAUCCCCGGUGGACAUUGCAGACGAGCUGGCUCUGAGCUCGGAUGAGUACCAGGAACUGAUGCUGGACAACUUCAACAGAGAGUCCUCCAACCAGACCACCAUGAAGAACACUGGCAAAACAGUGGCCAUCUACCUGAAGGACGAGUACUUUGUAUUUGGAGCGGGGCUGCCCGGUCGUUUCAAAGCCGAGAAAAUGGAGUUUCAUUGGGGACAAGCGGACGGAUCAGCCGGCUCUGAACACAGCAUCAACAGCAGAACAUUUCCAGUGGAGAUGCAGAUCUACCUGUACAAUUCAGAUGACUUCGACAGCCUCAGUGCCGCCAUCAAGGAGCGGCGCAUAAUAGCGGCUAUGGCCGUUUUCUUUGAGCUGGGGCAGAAAGACAAUCCAGCUGUGGAGCCUAUCAUCCAGGGGCUGAAGGGAGUCGUCCAUCAUGAAAAAGAGACCAACCUGAGGUCUUUCAUCCUGAGGGACCUGCUCCCAUCAUCAGUGGACAGUUACUAUCGAUACACUGGAUCCCUGACCACUCCUCCGUGCAGCAAAGUGGUGGAGUGGAUCAUCUUCUCCAAGCCCGUCUAUGUAUCGCAGUCACAGCUGGAGUCCUUUUAUUCCAUAUUUACCACGGAGCAGCAAGACCACGUGAAGUCCGUGGAGUAUCUAAGAAACAACUUCCGACCACAGCAGGAUCUGAGCGGCAGAAAGGUUUUUAAGUCUGCGGUGAAAGACGCAUGGCAGAAGGACCUGACUGAGAUUCAAGGAAACCCACAAAGCACAGAGGCCUCGAAAGUCUGUAGCAGUGCUCCGGUGAACAUAAAGAUCCAGCCUCUGAACAGGACCGCGCUGGUGGUCAGCUGGGAGCGCCCUCUCACCAUUUACCACCCUCCAAUCACCAGCUACAUGGUCUCGUACAGCUGGGAGCGAGACGUGGCCGACGAGAAGACCUUCACAGAGACCGGCGAUCAGAUCAUGCAAGCGGUUAUCACUAACGUGUCGCCUGACAUCCUGUACCUGUUCCGAGUUCAGGCCGUGUGUCACCACGACCUGCGCAGUGACUUCAGCCAGACGCUGCUUUUCAGAGACAACACCACACGGAUCUUUGAAGGCUCGCGCAUUGUGAAGACCGGAAUGGUGAGUGACGAGGAGAGCAGAUCCCAGCCCACUCUGUCUCCAGCCUCUUCUGCAGACAUGGCGCCGAUAAGUUCAGGCUCCUCCACGUGGACCUCCUCUGGCAUCCAUUUCUCUAUAGUUUCCAUGGCGACGGGGAUGGGCCCCUCCUCCAGCGGCUCUCAGGCCACAGUGGCUUCGGUCGUGACCAGCACCCUCCUGGCAGGGCUGGGCGUUGGCGGCGGGGUCAUCUCCUCUCUGCCGAGUUCAGCCUGGCCCACCCGCGCACCCCGGCCCACCCAGACCCCCAGCGCCUCCACCACACAACCCACAGCCUUGGCCAACGCCGAGCAGGGGCCGACUCCCACGGGUCCAGAGACUGAUGCCCCCCCGGAGGAGCGGCAGAAAGAGGGCGAGCGAGAGGACGACGAGGAGGGAGAGAAAGAGGGUGAGCAGGAGGAUGAUGAGGAAGAGGAGAAGAAGAAAAAGCCCAAACAAGCUCCCACCAAUGAGGAGAGGCAAGAUAACGGCACUGUGAUCCAGGAGCCAGCCACGCCCACACCAGCACCCACCGCCAAGCAGAAAGGAUGGGGUCCCACCACGGGCCAUUCUACGACAGUACAGGACAGCACUGGGAGCCUGGAGCUGGUGCCUGUGGACGCUCAGACAGAGUCCAGCCUGGAGGCGCACAGUGACAGUGGGGAAAUGCAAAUCCCGCAGAGCUCUACUGUUGCCCCAAAGAUCAAUAACAACUGGCCGCCUUUUUCAGUCCACACGGACGGAACAAGUUUGGCAAAUGUGACCCGGAUCCCUCAGCCUGGAAUGGCCCGGAUGGUGUGGAUAGUGCCCCUAGUGGUGGUUUCUGCACUUACACUACUCUGCCUCAUCAUGCUGCUUAUUGUGAUGAUCUAUUGGAGGAGGUUUUUCCAGACCGCUCACUUUUAUGUAGAGGAGAGCAGCUCCCCGCGGGUGGUGGCCAAUGAGAACAUACCGAUCAUCCCGAUCCCAGAUGACAUGGAGGCGGUCCCUGUGAAGCUCUUUGUUAAACAUGUGAUGGAGUUGUACAAGAACAAUCUGCAGGGCUUCUCCGAGGAGUUUGAGGAGGUCCAGCGCUGCACAGCCGACCUGAAAAUCACAGCGGAGCACUCCAAUCAUCCCGACAACAAGCACAAAAACAGAUAUAUCAACAUAGUAGCUUAUGACCACAGCAGAGUGAAGCUGCGAGCUCUGGCUGGAAAAGAUGCCAAACAUUCCGAUUAUAUUAAUGCCAACUAUGUGGAUGGCUACAACCAGCCCAGAGCUUACAUUGCAGCUCAAGGCCCUCUCAAGUCGACCUUUGAAGACUUUUGGAGAAUGGUUUGGGAGCAGAACACUUGCAUUAUUGUCAUGAUCACUAACCUGGUGGAGAAAGGGCGCCGGAAAUGUGAUCAGUACUGGCCAACAGAGAACAGCGAGCAGUAUGGGAACAUUGUGGUAACCCUCAAGAGCACUAAAGUCCACGCCUGCUACACACUGAGGAGUUUCCUUAUAAGGAACACAAAAGUAAAAAAGGGUCAGAAGGGGAACCCAAAAGGCCGUCAGAACGAGCGGACCGUGGUGCAGUAUCACUACACGCAGUGGCCUGAUAUGGGGGUCCCUGAGUACACCCUCCCAGUCCUCACCUUCAUCCAGCGCUCGUCUUGGGCUCGCUCCACAGACAUGGGCCCCGUCCUGGUGCACUGCAGUGCAGGGGUGGGCCGCACCGGAACAUACAUUGUCAUUGACAGCAUGCUGCAACAGAUCAAGGACAAAAGCACAGUGAGCGUCCUGGAUUUCCUAAAACACAUCCGCACACAACGCAACUACCUGGUCCAAACUGAGGAGCAGUAUGUGUUCAUCCACGAUGCUCUGAUGGAGGGCAUUCUGUGCAGCGAGACUGAGGUGCCUGCCUGUCAGCUCCACACUUACGUCAACAGUAUCCUCACACCCAACUCAUCCGGCCGCACUCGACUGGAGAAACAGUUCAGGCUGCUGUCUCAGGCUAACAUGCGCUUCGUGGAGUGCUUCAGCGCACACAAAGACUGUAACAAGGAGAAGAACCGCAACUCCUCCGUGGUUCCCUCGGAGCGAGCCAGGGUCGGACUCACCACUCUGCCCGGGAUGAAGGGAACCGAUUACAUUAACGCCUCCUACAUAAUGGGAUACUACCGCAGUAAUGAGUUCAUAAUUACCCAGCAUCCUUUGCCCCACACCACUACAGACUUUUGGAGAAUGAUUUGGGACCAUAAUGCUCAGAUUAUUGUAAUGCUGCCUGACAACCAAGGCCUGGCAGAGGAUGAGUUUGUGUACUGGCCCAGUCGAGAGGAGGCCAUGAACUGUAUCGCCUUCACCGUUACUCUGAUCAGCAAAGACCGACUGUGUUUGUCCAACGAGGAGCAGAUCAUCAUCCACGACUUCAUCCUGGAGGCCACACAGGACGAUUAUGUGCUGGAGGUCAGACAUUUUCAGUGCCCCAAAUGGCCCAACCCCGACGCCCCUCUGAGCAGCACCUUCGAGCUCAUCAGUGUCAUCAAAGAGGAGGCCAUGACACGCGACGGGCCCACCAUCGUGCACGACGAGUGUGGGGCUGUGUCUGCAGGGAUGCUGUGUGCGCUAACCACUCUGUCGCAGCAGCUGGAGAACGAGGGAGUGGUGGACGUCUAUCAGGUCGCAAAGAUGAUCAACCUCAUGAGGCCGGGCGUAUUCACUGAUAUAGAGCAGUACCAGUACCUUUACAAAGCCAUGUUGAGCCUGGUGAGCAGCCGGGAGAGCGGCCUGAGUGCACUGUACAUGGACACUAACGGACUGGUGGUGAUGGCAGACGAGUCAGACCCCGCCGAGAGCAUGGAGUCCCUGGUCUGA